CUGCGACGGGGGAGCUCCUUCCGCAGUCUUGUCUUGUUGACAUGAGACCUGAGCUGAGGCACAGUCAGCGGCUCGGCUCGGCGUUUUGUGAAGAUGACGGACCCGAAAGCAGAGAACAUUAGCUCCAUCCCCGUCGACGGCUUCAGCCACUUAAGAGUCACGUCAAUAUGGACGUUUCUCAUGUCUGUGCAGUGGUCGGAGCCCUGGCUUAUCGGGCUGUUGGCGUUUCAUGUUGCGUGUUUGUUUCUGACGGUGGUGACCUGCAGGUACUACAGAGCUCAGAUCUGUCACUUUCUGCUCAUGGUCGGCAUGGUGUACGGCGCUGAGUAUCUGAAUGAGCUGGCAGCUAUGAACUGGAGGUCUUUUUCUAAUUUCCAGUACUUUGAUUCCAAGGGCAUGUUCAUAUCUUUGGUUUACUCGAUUCCUCUUCUGCUCAAUACAGUUAUCAUUGUGAUGGUGUGGGUGUACAGGACCUUCUCCGCUAUGGCUGAGCUGAAGACACUCCAGCUGAAGCGAAAGGCCCGCAGAGAGAAGAGAGAGAAGAAUGACUGAUCUCUCUCCAUUUUGGAGCUGGAAGGCAGAUUCCUUCAUGUGACUGUAAAAAAAGGGAUUGUUCGCUGGAUUUCUGUUUCUGGUCGCGACUUUUGGAAGGUGCUGCUGAAUGUGCUGUACGCUACAAGAUUAACGAGGACCAAAGGACAGUCACUGUUUUCUAUUUAAUGUUUUAAAGGGUGUUAAAAUGUACAAAUAAAAUACAAGCAUUUUUGAACUAC
Xiphias gladius (swordfish) is the source of this 773-nucleotide messenger RNA. It is a transcript of the gene tmem18, whose product is annotated as transmembrane protein 18. The record is from RefSeq and is a predicted model, not a curated record. Lineage: Eukaryota; Metazoa; Chordata; Actinopteri; Istiophoriformes; Xiphiidae. Gene Ontology annotation, cellular component: nuclear membrane. The transcript is spliced from 5 exons. Bases 94 to 552 code for a protein of 152 amino acids.